CGCCACGCAGUGCAGCUCGGUGCCGGAGCCGCGCUACGGCCGGAGGUUGGGCAGCGACUUCGCGGUGGGAGCCGUGGUUCGCUUCGAGUGCGGCGCUGGCUACGCCCUGCGGGGCUCCCGCAGCAUCGAGGGCCUCACCAUGCCCGGGGCGCUGGCGCAGUGGAACGUCUCGGUGCCCACCUGCGUGGUGCCGUGCGGUGGGAAUCUGACGGAGCGCAAAGGAACCAUCCUGUCCCCCGGCUUCCCCGAGCCGUACCUCAACAGCCUCAACUGCGUCUGGAAGAUCACGGUCCCCGAGGGCGCGGGGAUACAGAUCCAGGUGAUCAGUUUUGUCACCGAGCAGAACUGGGAUUCGCUGGAGGUGUUCGAUGGAGGAGACAACACCGCCACCAUGCUGGGCAGUUUCUCUGGAACUACAGUGCCUGCGCUGCUGAACAGCACUUCAAACCAGCUCUAUCUGCAUUUCUAUUCGGAUAUCAGCGUCUCUGCUGCCGGCUUUCACCUGGAAUACAAAACCGUCGGUCUGUCCAGCUGCCCCGAGCCCCCCGUUCCCGGGAACGGCCUCAAGAUCGGUGAGCGCUACUUAGUGAACGACGUCGUCUCCUUCCAGUGCGAACCAGGCUACGCACUUCAGGGCCACUCUCACAUCUCUUGCAUGCCUGGCACCGUCCGCCGCUGGAAUUACCCACCGCCGCUCUGCAUCGGUAGGAGUCGUCUUCUUUCGCACCUAUCAGAUAAUAAUAGCACUUUUCUGAAAAAAAGAGAAGCCCAGUGUGGAGGAGCAGCGGAGGAGAUGGAAGGGGUGCUGCUGAGCCCCGGCUUCCCGGGGAAUUACCCCAGCAACCUGGACUGCACGUGGAGGAUAUUGCUGCCAGUGGGCUUUGGUGCUCACAUCCAGUUCCUAAACUUCUCCACCGAGCCCAACCACGACUUCGUUGAAAUCCGCAACGGGCCCUACGACACCAGUAACGUCAUCGGGCGCUUCAGCGGCACCGAAAUCCCCGGCUCCCUCCUGUCGACGUCCCACGAAACCACCGUGUACUUCCACAGCGACCACUCGCAGAACAAGCCGGGCUUCAAGCUGGAGUACCAAGCCUACGAGCUGCAGGAGUGCCCUGACCCUGAGCCUUUUGCCAACGGUGUUGUCAGAGGAGCCGGUUACAACGUUGGCCAGUCCAUCUCUUUCGAGUGCCUGCCUGGCUACCAACUGAUCGGCCACCCCGUCCUGACCUGCCAGCACGGCACCAACAGGAACUGGGACCACCCAUUGCCCAGGUGUGAAGUGCCUUGCGGGGGGAACCUCACCACCCAAAACGGUACGGUUUACUCUCCCGGCUUCCCCAACCAGUACCCCAAUUCCCAGGACUGCACUUGGCUCCUGACGGUGCCGGUGGGCUACGGAAUCCACCUCAACUUCACCCUCCUGCAAACGGAGCCCUACAACGACUUCAUCACCGUCUG
Messenger RNA from Mesitornis unicolor (brown roatelo), 1461 nucleotides. Its product is annotated as CUB and sushi domain-containing protein 2-like. The transcript has 10 exons. The annotation marks the transcript as partial. The record is from RefSeq and is a predicted model, not a curated record. Lineage: Eukaryota; Metazoa; Chordata; Aves; Mesitornithiformes; Mesitornithidae.